Molecule: messenger RNA, 1851 nt
Organism: Lynx canadensis (Canada lynx)
Lineage: Eukaryota; Metazoa; Chordata; Mammalia; Carnivora; Felidae
Gene: CST7
Product: cystatin F
Exons: 5
Coding region: 25-723 (232 amino acids)
Biological process (GO): immune response; positive regulation of myelination; negative regulation of microglial cell activation
Cellular component (GO): endoplasmic reticulum; lysosome; late endosome
Molecular function (GO): cysteine-type endopeptidase inhibitor activity
Source: RefSeq, a predicted model, not a curated record
GGAGGUGAGGAGCUUCUAGUCAAAAUGAUUCAGCAAGAAACCAUCACCGCCCCGCGCCGCCCCAGCCGGAGGCAGGCAGCCCCCACCCCGGCCUGGGGGCGGUUUGCAGGGCGGGUCCCCCCCCUGCUCUCUAGCACUGGGCACCGACUCCCCCAGUGCGCACCGCUCUCCACACAGGCAGCCAUGCGGCGAGCCCGGGAGCUGCUCGCCUUCUGCUGCCUGGUCUUGAGCACCACCGGGCGCCCUUCGCGAGUUCUGUGCUUCUCUCUUUCAGAUUUUUGUGCCCAGACCCUUAACUCAGAUGUGAAACCAGGAUUUCCUAAAACAAUAAACCCCAAUGACUCAGCAGUCCUCAAAGCGGCCAGACACAGCGUUGAAAGGUUCAACAACUGCACAAAUGACAUCUUCUUGUUCAAGGAGUCCCACAUCAGCAGAGCCCUGGUCCAGGAAGGAAAUGUCUUGGACACAGAGCCGCAGUCUCAGCUGGGGACCAAGAACUGGUGCCAUGAGCAGGACCAACAUGAAUGGAUUGUGAAGGGUCUGAAGUACAUGCUGGACAUGGAGAUUGGCAGAACUUCUUGCAAGAAGACCCAGCACCCUAGUCUAGACAACUGUGACUUCCAGACCAACCACACCUUACAACGGACUUUCAGUUGCUACUCUGAAGUUUGGGUCAUCCCCUGGCUCCAGAGGUUCAAGGUGCCCGUCCUCCACUGUCAGUGACUUCCACCUCACAGCAAGAUUGCACCUGUGCUGUUUACUGUGCUCAGUCACAGCCCUGUCCUGGCUGUCACAGACCCUUGGACCUUCUAUAGGAGCUCAGCAGUGAGCAGAAGUACCCACAGGUUCACUGCAAAGUAGCCGGAGUGGAAGAAAAAGAUACUACCCCUGGCUAGAUUAUUUCACAUUUUUUUCUAAACUUCAUUUUACUAAUGCUGUGUCCCAGACAGAUUUGGGGUCUGGACACACAGGAGCGAGUCCUCUGGUGGGAAUUUUUCAGGUUCUGGAUCCCUGAGCAAGCCCAAUUACCCUGUGGUCCCACGCUCACCAAUGAAAAGCCCAGAGAUCCAUCCUUCUGACUGAAUAACUGUUACAGCACUGGCAGAGGACCCAAGUCUGCUAUUAAGCAUCUUUGGCCUUUCAUGGAUGAAUAAAGUCAUGAAUAAAUAGGAAUAAAGAACUGACCAUCUCAAAGCAUCUUUAAAGGGACAGUUAGGAAAGUGAGGUGUUGUGAGGGGUGCCCCUCUUAGUGGUCUAAUGAGUAUAAGUGACUUCCAUAAAGCCCCUUGGAGGCUUUUCCAGCCACUCACUGCUAGCUAAAAUAUACUGAAGACCAAAGCAGCCAAAACAGGCCAGCAUAUAUCUACAUCAUGAACUGGCAGGACAGAAAGCACCCGACUUUGGAGGGCACUUACCCUCCAGCUGGGUAUUCUUCUGACAGGGAGCCAUACACCCAAGUUCUCUCCACUGCCUCUGAGGCUCAGCAUGCACACAGCAGCACCUGGGCAGGUGGGGUGAGGCAGAGUGCUGGGACCACUGCCCACAGCACCUCAAAAGAAGGGAGUCAAGGUUAGGGAUGGAGAUGUUGUGUUGAGAAGUUGGGAGAAGGAGGGGACCACUGUGAGGUGGGAGGCACUAGGGUCCUCGUAAAAGACAGGGAUUGAGCUGGCAUUAGAAAGUGCAAGGCUGGGCCACAGAGACACCCAGGAGCUUGUAGACAGAGGCUUCACUCAGAGAAGACAGCCCCCCCAGCCACCUUGUGUAACCCUGGGUUCAAAUGCAGAGCCCCUCAUGUUGGACUUCUUCCUCUCCAGGUCUCUUCAAACUAUAGGCAAAGUACACUGUUGCCUU